AUGGAAUUCGUUAAAGACUUGAAAAGUAGCCAGGACUACAUGAACAAUGAACUUACCUACGGAGCCCACAACUAUGAUCCAAUUCCAGUUGUUCUGAAUAGAGGAAAAGGAGUUUUUGUAUAUGACAUCGAAGAUAGGAGGUAUUAUGAUUUCCUGUCAGCAUAUUCGUCUGUAAACCAGGGCCACUGUCACCCAGAUAUUCUGAAUGCAAUGAUAAAUCAAGCCAAAAAAAUAACCAUAUGCAGCCGAGCAUUUUUUAGCGAUUCUCUAGGUGUGUGCGAAAGAUAUUUGACAAAUUUGUUUGGGUAUGAUAAAGUUUUAAUGAUGAAUACUGGUGCAGAAGCGAGCGAAACUGCAUAUAAAUUAUGUAGGAAGUGGGGUUAUGAGGUUAAAAAGAUUCCAGAAGAUUCAGCAAAACUUAUUGUUUGCACAAAUGGUUUUUCAGGAAGAACAUUAGGUUGUGUAUCUGCAUCAACUGAUAAGAAAUGUAAAAAUAAUUUUGGUCCCUUUGUUCCAAAUUUUCUCAAAGUGCCGUAUGAUGAUUUGGAAGCAUUGGAAGCACAAUUACAAGAUCCAAAUGUAUGUGCAUUUAUUGUUGAGCCUAUCCAAGGAGAAGCUGGAGUUAUACUACCCUCAGAUGGCUAUUUCAAAGGCGUUGCUGAAUUGUGUAAAAAAUACAACGUCUUGUUUGUAGCCGAUGAAGUGCAAACAGGUUUGGGAAGAACAGGAAAAUUAUUAUGCACAUAUCAUUAUGGUGUAAAACCCGAUGUUAUUUUACUAGGUAAGGCUCUUUCUGGUGGACAUUAUCCCAUAUCUGCCAUUUUGGCAAAUAAUGAUGUUAUGUUGGUUAUAAAACCAGGUGAACAUGGUUCUACAUAUGGAGGAAAUCCUCUAGCUGCUGCAAUAUGUGUAGAAGCACUUAAGGUUUUAAUUAAUGAAAAAUUAUGUGAAAAUGCUGAGAAAUUAGGUGGCCCUUUCUUAGAAGCUUUAAAAGAGAAACUUAAAAAUAGCAAGAUUGUUCGUGAUAUUAGAGGACGAGGAUUGUUAUGUGCUAUUGAAUUCAAGACUGAUAUUGUCGAUGUUUGGGACGUAUGCUUAAAGCUUAAAGAAAAUGGAUUGAUUACAAGAUCUGUGCAUGAUAAAACUAUCCGUUUGUCUCCUCCACUUUGUAUCACCAAGGAGCAAUUGGAUGAGUGCGUGGAAAUCAUUGCCAAAACGAUUAAGCACUUUGAUGACAUGUUGUAG
This is a messenger RNA of Plasmodium gonderi, 1245 nucleotides long. RefSeq names its product ornithine aminotransferase. The record is from RefSeq and is a predicted model, not a curated record. The transcript has a single exon. Gene Ontology annotation, cellular component: cytoplasm. Gene Ontology annotation, molecular function: L-ornithine transaminase activity; identical protein binding; pyridoxal phosphate binding. Lineage: Eukaryota; Apicomplexa; Aconoidasida; Haemosporida; Plasmodiidae. Bases 1 to 1245 code for a protein of 414 amino acids.